Owenia fusiformis is the source of this 1314-nucleotide messenger RNA. The record is from the annotation of a GenBank genome assembly. NCBI's taxonomy places the organism in Eukaryota, Metazoa, Annelida, Polychaeta, Sabellida, Oweniidae.
AUGUAUCAUUGUCUUGAAAAUUGAAUUUUCUAUAUCCAUUGGAGUAUCUUGUAUUUUAACACUAUCUAAACUCCAAAAUAUGAAUUGUGUUUACCCUUCCUAGGUAAACUUUUCACUUAUAGCCUUAUAGUUCCAUUAAUGAAUAAGAUUGUGCAUUUAUUUAAUAAAUAAAUUCAAUUAACAUAUAUAACUUCUUCAUUAUCCAAUUUUAACAGAUUGAUGUCUGUGUUUCAGGACCGAAUCCAUUGAUUACAAUAUCACCAGAUGGACUGAUGCUCUACCACUGUUACAUCUGCCCUCAUACAACUACUACUAGUAAGACAUUUACGCACCAUAUGAGAGGCCACGCAAAUGGAAGAGACUGCUUCAAGUGUAGACACUGUGAGCUACGGUUCCACUGUUUGGGAAGUUGGAGUAAACACAUGGGCAGUCAUGUUGAUGCGAAAAACUUUCAAUGUGAUAUAUGUGGGAUGAAACUAAAAAGCAGAUCGACAAAACAACAACAUCUUAAAACUCAUCAAUCAUUGAAUUUUGUGUGCUCACUUUGCGGUCAAGAAUUUAAAACUAGAAAAAGUUUAAUUUUUCACGAAUUGAGACAUAAUGAUAUAAGACUCCAUGUGUGCGAUGAAUGUGGGAAGUCAUUUACACAUCCCCAUUUAUUAAAAAGACAUCAAUCUUAUCACAAUAAACAAUUCAAAUGUCAAACCUGCGGGAAAAAGUUUGGCCUUAGGCAUAAUCUAAAAGUGCAUGAAUAUACUCACACUGGUGAAAAGCCACAUUGUUGUCAACAUUGUGGCAAGGGGUUUGCACAAACAACAUCUUUACAACACCACUACAAAAACUGUAAGUAGUACUAAACAGUUUGAAUCAUGAACAGUUCAAGAAAACUAUUUUAGAAUUUAGUUUAUUUCAAUCAAUAAAAGGCCACAGGUUCAUAAUUUUACAAAUAACACAACACAUGUUUACAUCAAUUUAGUAGAUAACAUAAAUCAAUUACUCGAUUUGAAGUCAUUAAAUGAAUAAAUUUUGUUAAGAAGGUAGAAUAUGAUAAAACAUCUUGAUGUGUUCUUCCCUUAGAUUCAUAGAUGAUGGACAAAUUAAAAUAAAAUGAUAUUUGUCCUCCAAAAUAUUUAUACUGGUAUAAUUCACAAAGAGGACAUUUCAAUUUCUAACAGACUAAACACAUCAACCCAAUCAAUGUAUCAAGUUCAACUUAUACAGUAUAUGGACAGUGUUUGGUGAUAGAUGUUCUGUGGUAUGCAUCUGUAACAAAUGGCACGUGACAUGACAUUUUGCAUGUUUAUGCCAUCUUAA